Aspergillus ibericus CBS 121593 is the source of this 3543-nucleotide messenger RNA. RefSeq names its product putative C2H2 transcription factor (AmdX) (gene amdX). Bases 1 to 3543 code for a protein of 1180 amino acids. The record is from RefSeq and is a predicted model, not a curated record. Gene Ontology annotation, biological process: regulation of transcription by RNA polymerase II; DNA-templated transcription. NCBI's taxonomy places the organism in Eukaryota, Fungi, Ascomycota, Eurotiomycetes, Eurotiales, Aspergillaceae. Gene Ontology annotation, cellular component: chromatin. The transcript has 2 exons. Gene Ontology annotation, molecular function: RNA polymerase II cis-regulatory region sequence-specific DNA binding; zinc ion binding; DNA-binding transcription factor activity, RNA polymerase II-specific.
AUGGUUGGCCAAGACCCGGCCACCAGCCCCAAAAUGGAGGAUCUCGCGAGCAUCAGCGAGGUGCCCGUCGAUGUGCCUGCUGCUCCUAAGGAGGACUCGAAGAAGGAGGCCAAUGGCCAGCCCAAUCCGAGUGCCACCGUGCCUCCGCCGAAGACUGACAAGCCCCGCCCUCAUGGUUGUACGACAUGCGGUCGGUCCUUCGCUCGAUUGGAACACCUCAAGCGCCACGAGCGCUCGCAUACCAAGGAAAAGCCCUUCGAGUGCCCCGAAUGCUCGCGCUGUUUUGCUCGUCGGGACCUUCUUCUCAGACAUCAGCAGAAAUUACAUAUGACGACCACUCCGUCGUCCCGCCCCAGAAAUGGCCGGCGCGAGAGCACUGGGGGCGCUUCUACUGGAGCGAAUCGCGUUCGCAAGAAUUCGAUCGCCAGCAACGCCAGUACCAUGCGUCCUCGGGCCAACACCAUUAGCCAUAUUGACGGGGCUUCCCUGGGGCUUGUAAAUCCCUCCAACCCGCCAUCCGCACCAGGGGGUCACUCCGGGCAUACUUAUCACCCAAGCAUUGGUUCCGCGUCCGUGGGUCCAACCCUAGACUUUCGUGGUUUUGCCUCGGGCCAUCAUGCUCCGAUGAAUGGCCUGACAAAGCUCGAAACAUCCGGGUUGCCCAUGGAUCUUUCCGGCGGUCUCCGCACGGCCCCCGUGUACGGGAGCUUCGACCUCAACGUCCCCGACAUGUUUUUGGGACAUGGUAGUACCAUCAAUCCAGCUCAGCUUCAUUUCGGAGGCUCCCCACAGCCCUACGGUAAUGACUCGCCCUCAUCACCAUAUGCCCAUGGCGCCCAUCAUAUGCCUGCGACGGAUGCGAUGAUGGACGACGAUUUCAGCUUCGAUUGGAUGAAUACCUUUGACCCGGCCGUGACAAUGGGUAAAAGCAGCGAUUCCGUGAUCGAUGAGUCGUCCCCUUCCGCCAUGAGUACGGGGAGUCAGAGCGGGAUUAGCGAAGCCAUGAUGGAUGGAUCGCAUCGCUAUUCUAUCUCUUCAGCUGGCUGGCACAACCCGUUUCCCCCACAUUCGGCGGCGCCCCCAGGCCAGUUUCCCCUCGAGUACAACUCCUCGAGCUUUAACGAUAUAGGAAUCCCGCCAGAAACUGUUUCUCCGAAGUCAUUGAUGGCUCAGAAUCCGUUCGCGGAAACCUAUGCUACACCCCCAUCCAUGACUUCCGUUGGCCAGCCCAUGAUGGGUGGACAUUCGCAGAGUAUGUUUUCAUCCUCUAUGGCAACAAACGGAGAAUCUCCUAAUCCUCUCAACCUGCCUUUCGCGAAUAGUGCCCUACGAACUCACCAUUCCCCAAGCUCCACGGAUACAUUUACAGACUCCACCCGACAGGCUUUAUUAGCAAGCAUGGCGCACCCGACCAGUCUCAAUCACCGCAAGUACUCCCAGCCCACCAGCGGCAUGAUUCCCUGCCGCGAUCUCUUUUCUCGUUCCUCCACCUUCACCGGCCCCGGUCAAUUACCCAGCACCUCGGACAUGCAGCGUUACAUCUCCGCCUACAUCACCUACUUUCACCCACACAUGCCUUUCCUUCAUAUCCCGACCCUUGAUUUCCAAGCACCGGAAUACACCAGCAAGCUACGGACUCCCAGCGGACAUCUCAACCUUAGUUCAACCGGCGUUACUGGGGGUGGUGGCUCCCUGAUCCUUUCGAUGGCAGCAAUCGGGGCGCUCUACGAAUUUGAUACUGCCGCCUCCAAAGACCUCUUCGAAGCUGCCAAGAAGAUGAUUCAACUCUAUCUAGAGGAGCGCCGUAAGGCUGACAUGUCGACUGCGAUCGGGCGCCAAAGUCAUGCCCGUGACAGCUCGGUGCAAAAUACCCCGCUGUGGUUGGUUCAAGCGAUGCUCCUCAACGUCAUCUAUGGCCAUACCUGCGGUGACAAGACGUCGGCUGAUAUUGCGAGUACUCACUGUGCGGCGUUGGUCAGCCUUGCCCGAGCGGCUGAAUUGAACCGUCAUCUGGAUGCGAAGGAUCUCUCUCAGGACUACCUCGCUGCUGGGCUCAGCAACCGCAUUGGUGCUGGUCCCGACGGCUUGAGCCAGCCAGUCUCCGGACAACCAAAGGAAAGGAAAGACUGGCUGGACUGGAAGAUCGUAGAGGAGCGGAAGCGCACUCUCUACGCCAUCUUCGCUCUUUCGUGCUUUCUUGUGUCGGCCUACAACCAUGCACCGGCUCUUACCAAUUCUGAGAUCCGCCUCGAUCUACCCUGCGAAGAAGAUCUCUGGGCCGCGGAGUCCCCGCAGGCUUGGAAGAGGCUAGGUGGACAGUCAUCCCCCAAGAAGGGGCUGUCCUUUUCCGCAGCCUUGACCACGCUUUUGACCGCCAGUCAACGAGAACAGCAGUCGUCUCAGUCGAUACCAACCCAGGUAUCGGGAAAUGACAGUUCUUCCGAUGAUUCAUCUCGUGGGGAAUUAAAGCUGAGUACUUUUGGCUGUCUGGUCUUGAUCUAUGCCCUGCACAAUUACAUCUGGGAGACUCGUCAACGACACAUGGGCCGGCAAUGGACGUCUCGAGAAACAGAGGCCAUGCAAGCUCAUAUCGAACCGGCAUUGCGAGCCUGGCAAUCUGCUUGGGCGAGCAAUCCCGUGCACAGCUUGGAGCGCCCCAAUCCGUUUGGCGCCGGACCUCUGUCUGCCGAUAGUAUUCCUUUAUUAGAUCUCGCCUAUGUAAGGUUAUUCGUUAACCUUGGCCGGUGCAAGGAAGCAUUCUGGCAGCGUGACUGGAAUGCUAUGUCGGACGAGCUUGCGCGUGGAAUAGAGGUUGUUCACCCCAUGGAUGACAUCCCCUCCGAUGUCCUGGACCCAUCAAUCACCGAAGGCUCGGACCUGACCAACAACCGGCGCGAUUCAGUGGCCGAUCUGGGAGUGGGAGAUCUUUCCAUAUCCACCACUCCCACCCAGGAUCAUCCUCUGCAGACCCUUAUGGGGGUAUAUCGACCUGGUCAGACCAAACGUGAGAGACAUCUUCGCAAGGCAGCGUUCUAUGCGGCGGACUCCAUAUCGAUGUCCGAUCAACUUGGAAAUACCUUUGCCGAGUUCACAUGCAGGGAACUACCCAUUCAAUGUGCCAUGUGUACUUUUGAUUGUGCCCAGGUCCUUGCAGAAUGGAUCACCACUGUCCAAGAGCGCGUUGGCCCCUACCUAGGCGUGUUGGGUCAGGACGAUGUUGAUCUCACGCAAGCUACCAGUCUUCUACUGCUCGAGGAGGAGGACUGCAAACUGCUGAGCAAAAUUACGGAGAUCCUUGCUAGUGUGGAAGGCAAAAUGCAGAGGGAAGUUCAAAGCGGCGUAACCAUGUCCGCCCUGAGCGUCCUACAACGCCUGCCUAGCGUGGUCGAGGGGGGUUAUGGUUGCAAGAUCCUGCUGGCCACGGCGAGUCUCCUUGACCGGGCUGCUGUUUGGCCGGUGACAAAGCUCAUGGCUCGAUCCCUUGAAGCACAAGCUAUGCGGCUGAAGGAGCGUGCUGAAAGCUCCGCUAUAGGAACGAGCUAG